Messenger RNA from Stereum hirsutum FP-91666 SS1, 396 nucleotides. RefSeq lists its product as uncharacterized. Gene Ontology annotation, cellular component: nuclear envelope; endoplasmic reticulum; membrane. The transcript is spliced from 3 exons. NCBI's taxonomy places the organism in Eukaryota, Fungi, Basidiomycota, Agaricomycetes, Russulales, Stereaceae. Gene Ontology annotation, molecular function: glutathione peroxidase activity; glutathione transferase activity. Bases 1 to 396 code for a protein of 131 amino acids. The record is from RefSeq and is a predicted model, not a curated record.
AUGUCCACCAUCACCGUCCCACAAGGCUUCGGCUACGUCCCACCUGCCGCCUUGUUCCUUCUCGGCGUUCUAGUCUGGCAAACAUCUAGAGUGGGCAGAUCGAGGGGAAAGGCUGGGAUUAAAUAUCCCCAAGUCUAUGCCGAUGCUGCUCAGCAGGCUGCUUCCAAGGAAGCUAUGGUAUUCAACUGUGCUCAAAGAGCACACCAAAAUACAUUGGAGGCUCUCCCUAUCGUCUUGACAACCACAGCAAUCACCGCUCUUCAGUACCCUAUCGUCGCAGCGGGUGGAUUAGGUGUUUGGGCCUUCAGCCGUAUCUUCUACACUCUUGGAUACAUGACUGGCCAGCCAGAAAAGGUGUGUAGAUAUCGCGUCUUCAUUGAUGAACUGUGUCGUUGA